This is a messenger RNA of Marasmius oreades (fairy-ring Marasmius), 900 nucleotides long. RefSeq lists its product as uncharacterized. Gene Ontology annotation, molecular function: ATP binding; enzyme activator activity; single-stranded DNA helicase activity. The record is from RefSeq and is a predicted model, not a curated record. The transcript has 7 exons. Bases 1 to 900 code for a protein of 299 amino acids. Gene Ontology annotation, biological process: DNA-templated DNA replication; regulation of DNA repair. NCBI's taxonomy places the organism in Eukaryota, Fungi, Basidiomycota, Agaricomycetes, Agaricales, Marasmiaceae. Gene Ontology annotation, cellular component: nucleus.
AUGGUAUGCAAAGGUUCUGCGGCACGAUAUGGAGCCAACGGUUUACUGACGCCGCGAUGGCCCAUUUGUUCUCUAGCCCAAUAUGCUCCGAGCAGGUUUCUAAACGCCCACAUUGAUAGUGACUGCUCGCAGCAUGCUAGCUUGAGUCCGGCAUCAUCCCAGACAUCUUUCAGCCAAGAUCCCAAUUCUUCACAGCAGUCAACUUCUGGAUCUCGUUCAAUUACUUCUCCAUCGACAGGAAAACCAACGUAUUCCAUUUUCCAGACGAGGAAAGAAUCAAAGGUGAACGAAUUACCUGGCGCAUCUAGCCAACCCGCAUCUGUUCGCGGGAGCAAGAAACAUGGUCAAGAAACCGCUCCUUUGAGCCAACCUCAACAGAAACGCAACAAGAUAUCAACCAAUCUUGCUGAAGCGAAUCCGCUCGCGGAGCGACUACGCCCUCGCUCCUUAGAUAACUUUAUAAGUCACCGUCAUCUCACCGGUCCCGAAUCGUUGCUCAUGAAAUCUCUUGCUGCUGGAUCGACGGGAAGCAUGAUUCUCUGGGGUCCGCCUGGAUGCGGAAAGACUACUUUGGCUAGGUUGAUAGCAAAACAAACAAACGCUAUCUUCAAAGAGCUCAGCGCAACAAUCGCGGGGAUCAAUGAUGAUAUCUUCCUUCCCUUUCUCGAACAGGGUCAAAUACAGCUUAUUGGUGCCACAACUGAAAACCCCUCCUUCAGGCUCACAGGUGCUCUUGUCAGUCGCUGCAGGGUCUUCGUUCUCGAGCGACUCACCGACGACGACAUCGAGGCUAUCGUCAGAGGGGCCGUCUCGCGAUUAUCUUCCGCGCACUCUUCUAGUGCAAAUAGUGUUUGCUUGGAUUUAACAAAGCUUUUCCGAAUUAAAGCCUUCACCGAAUAA